UUCUUUCCGGUUUUUCAGGAAUGCCGAGGUGAUCGAUACCGUUGACGCGUGUCGUGUGAUAUUAUGUUAGCACCAGUGGGUCAUUGCCGGGAAAAGGUUUUCAGUUUAUUCAUUGCUUGAAUUCGGCGCAAGACGCUAGUUCAGCUGUAUAGAGUCACCAUGAGCUUCACGAGCGACGAGGUGAAUUUCCUCGUCUACCGGUAUUUGUUGGAAUCGGGAUUUCAUCAUUCCGCAUUCACAUUCGGAAUGGAGUCCCAUAUUUCCCAAUCCAACAUCAAUGGAGCUUUAGUUCCACCAGCAGCCCUUCUUAGCAUUAUCCAGAAAGGACUACAAUACGUUGAAGCGGACAUCAGCCUCGCUGAUGACGGAACUGAAAGAGAAAUAGAUCCCCUUUCGCUUAUCGAUGCUGUUGUACCCGACGUGCUUUCAGCAAGGCAGCAACAAUGUGAAAAGCAGGCCCAAAGGCAAGGUGGCCAGAAGGGCAAAGAUUCGCCAUCAUCCCCGAAUGCAGCCGCCGAAGACGGUUUCGAUGGAACCGCCGGUGAUACGGGUGCAACUGGCGGCGCAACGGUGACACAGAACGGCGGCGGUUCCUUGACAGGCGGUGAUGUAUCGAGUAUUCGAAUUGGUACCCCCGGAUCCCUCAGUACUUUGCCGGACGAUACUCCGCCCGGUGUGAAAAUUCCGGCGAACAAAUCCACUAUUCUUCGUGGUCACGAGUCCGAGGUCUUCAUUUGUGCCUGGAACCCGGUCACGGACUUGUUAGCUUCAGGGUCUGGUGACAGCACGGCUAGGAUAUGGAACUUGAACACAGCAUCGGGAGAAGUGAACGGGUUGCCGAGCUCGAUACCCAACCAAAUCCCACCAGUACAACAAAACACGGGCCCAGGUCCGCACAUCGUCAACGACUCGUCUUCGCAACUGGUUCUCCGACACUGCAUUCAGCGCGGCGGCGCAGAAGUGCCGUCCAAUAAGGACGUCACUUCCUUGGACUGGAACAGCGACGGCACUUUGCUGGCCACUGGCUCGUACGACGGCUACGCUCGGAUCUGGACGACAGAUGGGAAACUCGCAUCUACGUUGGGCCAGCACAAGGGCCCGAUUUUCGCGCUCAAGUGGAACAAGAAGGGCAAUUAUAUUCUGUCGGCUGGUGUGGACAAGACGACUAUUAUUUGGGACGCCGCGACGGGUCUGUGCACGCAGCAAUUUGCGUUUCAUUCCGCGCCGGCGUUGGACGUGGAUUGGCAGACGAACACGUCGUUUGCGUCUUGCUCCACUGACCAGACGAUUCACGUGUGCAAGCUGGGGAUGGAGCGGCCGAUCAAGAGCUUCCAAGGGCAUACGAAUGAAGUGAAUGCCAUCAAAUGGGAUCCGCAAGGCCAAUUAUUAGCCUCAUGUUCGGACGACAUGACGCUGAAAAUUUGGUCAAUGAAGCAGGACGGUUGCGUUCACGAUUUGCAGGCGCAUCGGAAAGAAAUCUACACAAUCAAGUGGAGUCCCACUGGACCCGGAACUGCGAAUCCCAACGUGAACCUGAUUCUUGCAAGUGCAUCAUUUGAUUCGACGGUGAGAUUGUGGGACGUGGAGCGCGGUGUUUGCAUUCACACGCUGACGAAGCACCAGGAACCCGUGUAUUCCGUGGCGUUUUCCCCGCAAGGCAAGUACUUGGCCUCGGGCUCCUUUGACAAGUGCGUGCACAUUUGGUCCACGCAAACUGGCCAACUGGUCCACUCGUACAAGGGCACUGGUGGCAUAUUCGAGGUUUGCUGGAACGCGCGCGGCGACAAAGUCGGUGCUUCUGCCUCUGAUGGCUCAGUGUUUGUGUUGGAUCUGCGGAAAUAGAGAAUGUGCAGGAUUGUUUCUGGAAGGCUUGCUCGUCUUUUGCUCAUGACUUCAAUAACGGGAUUGGCUUGGAACUAGUCCUCACACCGUCUUUGCAUCACUUGCCGUUUUAUGAGAAGUUUUUUUGUUUGUUCGUUCGGUUCCGUUCAUUUACAUUAUGAGGGUGUACAUUUGUGAUAAUUGGGCGUUUCUUACUGUCGAACUUUUUUUUGCUUCAUCCAAAAGCGUGUGUGGACAAAUCCUUGAUUUUGAUCUGGGCCGAGGCAUAUUUUUGUACUUGGUGAGAAGGGUGGAUGGGUUUUUCCAAUGGUCUCUGUUUUUGAAGCGUUUUUUUUUUGUCAGUUGAGAAAGAAAAGAAAGAAAUCGAGGAAUUGAUACUCAAAAAACUUUUAAAUGCGUCUGGCUUUUUCCUCGAAUUGUAAGUGGGCAAAUUGACGUACAUUUGUUAUUUUCUCCCGAAAAUUUCGUUUGAUUUACUAUUCGCCUCUCGCGCAGUUAUUCUUCCAAUGUCAGUUUUUAUUUUUUAGAGGUUAUUUUUCGUGUGAUUGAUACGAAAUGUUUUGUUUCUGUUGCCUAAAUGCGGCCUCGCAUUUCAGUUUUUUUUUAGAUAUUUUUGCCUGUCAAGUUUUUUUUUUUUUUUUUGGACGAUGGAAUUAAUUCGGACGCAGUUUCGGGAUGAGCAAUUCGAAGAUAUCCAUGUCUGAUUGUCGAAGCACUUUCCCAGUGGACGUAGAUUUUUAAAUUUGAAAGCACAGAUCUGCGUUUUUGGUUGAAGAGUCUUCAGACCGCUUUCAUCAUUUUUUUUCCCGUCUUGACUCAGUGUUCUUAUUGUUGGAUCAGUCGAAGGAUUGUGUUUGGUUUUAACUCGUAAUUCCCAUUUAUUACUGUUGAUAAACGUGAAACAGAGAGAAAGAAAAGUGACUUCAUUAUAAAUGUGAGAAAAUCUGA
This is a messenger RNA of Notodromas monacha, 2790 nucleotides long. The record is from the annotation of a GenBank genome assembly. Lineage: Eukaryota; Metazoa; Arthropoda; Ostracoda; Podocopida; Cyprididae.